UUAUUAUCAGUAUACUGCAUUUACGUGCGUCAUUAGUCGUAUACGCAUGUCUUUCUAGAUAGAUUUCGAGAUAAUGAGCCAUUACAACGACUGAUACAAUGCUCAGUCAUUACUAAUAUGUCAUGGCUUUUCUCCGCAUUACAACUCCCCGAUUUUCAUGACCAGGCAAGUCAUCCGUAUCCCCGAUGACAGUGAUCCAGACAGACCCAAUGGCUUAAAAUUUACAUCCCCCCUCAAAACACCUCUCACCCUCCCUCACCUUUACCCCAAAAGUCCGAGUGAAGAUGAAAAUAGUAUGAUCCUUUCCAUUAUAAGAAAAGCUGACUUCUUCCCAACCAACAAUCGUGAACUCAAGCUCCAGCUCCAGCUCCAAGCUCCAAGCAUAAUAUCAUAUGCAGGAAAAAGAGAACGAAUCCGCUCAGCGCGCACACCCACAAGGCAAAAAGAGCAGCACACACAAGCCUCAUUUUCCUUCUUUUUAAUGAUUGGAAUCAUCCAUUUCAGAGAACUGGGUAAUACAAUAUUCCCACAGACACACACACUCAAUUCAUCAACACAUAUAUUUGAAAGUUGGCAAGGCAACGAAGAUGAUAUCAAUUCCUCAAAUAAUUCAAGCUGGUAAAGGUAUUUUUUAAAUUUACUCAACGUUGCUCUCGAAGUUCUCGCCCUCGACGAGAUCGGGGAUAUCAUCCUCCUCAUCGUCCUUCUUGCCGUCAGCGCCGGCCUGGUUCUUCUGCAUGUUCUGGUAGCUCUCGGCGAGCUUGCGGAGGGAAGCAAGGCUGUCGGGGCCAAGCUGGUUCAGGAUACCGGGGACGAGCUCGGUGAGCUCCUUCUCCUCGCCGUUGCCGUAGA
Aspergillus welwitschiae is the source of this 852-nucleotide messenger RNA. RefSeq lists its product as uncharacterized. Lineage: Eukaryota; Fungi; Ascomycota; Eurotiomycetes; Eurotiales; Aspergillaceae. Bases 158 to 622 code for a protein of 154 amino acids. The transcript has a single exon. The record is from RefSeq and is a predicted model, not a curated record.